CCAAGUGCGGAGGCAUCUCCUACAUGCGAUCCCUGUCUGUUCUUUUUCUAUGCGCGACGGGGUUGCAGACGUGGAUCUUCAUGCAAAUACUGUCACCUGGACCACGAUCAUGGGCAUCGUCCUGCAAUCCGACCACGCAAGCAAACGCGGGACCGUUACAAGUCUAACGUGCUGCAGCUUUUGCAAGGCCAGCGGGACGUCGAGGAG
This is a messenger RNA of Symbiodinium pilosum, 207 nucleotides long. The record is from the annotation of a GenBank genome assembly. NCBI's taxonomy places the organism in Eukaryota, Dinophyceae, Suessiales, Symbiodiniaceae.